GUUUCAACGACAUAGACUAUCGUAUCGGAAUUUUUAUCUACCAACCUCAACUUACACACAUUCACCAAAAAAACCUUAACCUACUUACACAGUCAUUCAACUACUUAAAAAGUAUUUGCUUGGCUUUUGAUCUUAUACCGAGACUUUCAGACCUUCAAAGGGCUAAAAUUUUGCUUAAACAUGGCUGAUAAUCAGAGAGUCCAAGUUCCAAAGGUUAAACUGGGCAGUCAAGGACUUGAGGUGUCAAAGCUUGGAUUUGGAUGUAUGGGUCUGAGUGGAGUCUACAACUCUCCUGUGGCUGAGGAGGAUGGGAUUUUGAUAAUAAAAGAGGCCUUCAAUAAAGGAAUCACUUUUUUUGACACGGCCGACGUAUAUGGAGCUCAUUCUAAUGAAAUUCUUGUUGGAAAGGCGUUGAAGCAGUUGCCUCGGGAAAAAGUUCAAUUGGCCACAAAGUUUGGAAUAGCAGGAAUCAAUGCUGAUGGCAUGAUAGUGAGGGGAACUCCUGAGUAUGCUCGUUCGUGCUGUGAGGCCAGCUUGACGCGUCUUGGUGUGGACUACAUUGAUCUAUAUUAUCAGCACCGUAUUGACACUUCAGUCCCUAUAGAGGAAACUAUUAGUGAGCUCAAGAAGCUUGUGGAAGAGGGAAAGAUAAAGUAUAUUGGGCUAUCCGAAGCUAGCGUGGACACAAUAAGGAGGGCACAUGCAGUUCAUCCUAUUACAGCACUGCAAAUUGAGUGGUCCCUUUGGACUCGUGAUGUUGAGGAAGAGAUAAUUCCAGUUUGCAGGGAGCUUGGCAUUGGAAUAGUUCCCUAUAGUCCUCUUGGUCGUGGGUUUUUCGCUGGGAAAGCAGUUGUUGAAAGUCUGCCUGCAGAUAGUUUCUUGGUCUCCCAUCCUCGGUUCCUAGGAGAGAACUUGAACAAGAACAAGAUCAUUUAUGAUCGAAUAGAAACUCUUGCCAGAAAGCACCACUGCUCUCCUGCUCAGCUAGCGUUGGCUUGGGUUCUUGAACAAGGGGAUGAUGUGGUACCAAUCCCUGGGACAACUAAAAUUAAGAACCUAGAUGACAACAUUGGCUCAGUGAGGGUGAAACUUACUGCAGAAGACCUGAAAGAGAUAUCCGAUGCUGUACCAAUUGAAGAAGUGGCAGGUAGUAGAACUUAUGGUAACAUGGUGAAAUCGUCAUGGAACUUUGCCAACACUCCUCCAAAAGAGUCCAAGGUCUGAGCUUAAGACAUGUCCUAGUCUCCAUUUCACUUGGUUGAUACAGUAUGUUGUAAAACUAGGGAAUGCCAUCGUGUCUGCUGCUGGGUAUUUGCUGAAUGUCAUCGUAUUUGCUGCUGAGUAGUUGCUAGAUUACUUGCAGCAUUUGAUGAACAACAUAAAAAUAAAAAUUUCUAUGGAAUUUUGUGAUAAACUGACCGUUCGAUGUACUUUGUUAAGUGCUUUGGAAGUUAAAUAUCCUUAUAUCUUUCA
Messenger RNA from Ziziphus jujuba (common jujube), 1473 nucleotides. Its product is annotated as probable aldo-keto reductase 1. Gene Ontology annotation, cellular component: cytoplasm. The coding region runs from base 181 to 1224 and encodes 347 amino acids. NCBI's taxonomy places the organism in Eukaryota, Viridiplantae, Streptophyta, Magnoliopsida, Rosales, Rhamnaceae. The transcript is spliced from 7 exons. The record is from RefSeq and is a predicted model, not a curated record.